Molecule: messenger RNA, 11914 nt
Organism: Coprinopsis cinerea okayama7#130
Lineage: Eukaryota; Fungi; Basidiomycota; Agaricomycetes; Agaricales; Psathyrellaceae
Product: fatty acid synthetase alpha subunit
Exons: 19
Coding region: 1-11826 (3941 amino acids)
Biological process (GO): long-chain fatty acid biosynthetic process
Cellular component (GO): fatty acid synthase complex
Molecular function (GO): magnesium ion binding; fatty acid synthase activity; holo-[acyl-carrier-protein] synthase activity
Source: RefSeq, a predicted model, not a curated record
AUGGCCUCCCAGAACGGUCAUGCUAUACACGCCAAGUCCAAUAUUGCAACCCGCCCCUUGGUCUUGAACCAGGGCACACUUAGAAUUUCUAUUCCAGUUUCUACAUCGUCCGAUGAAUGGAUCGCAGCGGAGGUCCUGAGAGAUGAGUUUGCUACGGCUAUAGAACAGGAUCCCAUCGUUGUCGGCGAUGAGGACGCGACUUCGGACGAGGCAAAAGUAGAGUUUGCAGUGCGUUUUCUGGCUCUCGUCGCGGACAGCGUCGACAAGGAAGCCCAAUCCAUCGCAGCACGCACCGCGUUGCUCCUCAAUGUCCUCAAGUACUUCACAUCGACCUACCUUUCUACCACCGACAUCCAUACCUUGACUGCCUCAUUUACUACCGACACCCGCAAGGCCGUUUUGGCCGCCUACUUUGCAGCAGUCGCCGCCUUGCAGAACCAAGGCGUGUCUGACAUUCCCCGCCAACCACAAUCUGCACUCCUCGAAGCUGCCUCGACUGGCAAGGCUUCGAUCUAUGCUCUCUUCGGUGGCCAGGGCACCAACGAAGUUUACCUCAACGAGCUCCAGGAGCUCUACGACAUCUAUAAGCCCUUCAUUCACUCCUACCUUCAAACCAUUACCGACGAGGUUCUCGUUCCUCUCGCCGAGGACGAGGAGGACUCGCCUUUCUUCACCCACGGUCUCGACGUUCUCGCCUGGCUCUCGGGUGCCAUUCCUCGGCCUUCGGUCGCGUACACCGCGUCCGUCCCAAUCUCCUUCCCUCUUAUCGGAUUAACCCAACUUGUCCAAUAUCUUGUCGUCUGCCACGUUGCGGGCCUCACCCCUGGUCAGCUGCGUGAUCGCAUCGGUGGUGCGACUGGCCACUCUCAAGGAAUCGUAUCAGCUGUGGCGAUCUCCGCAUCGUCCACCUUUGAGGAAUUCACCGAGAACUCCAUCAAGGCCCUCAAAUGGCUCUUCUACUCUGGCCUGAGGGGUCAACAAGCCUUCCCCGUGACCGCAAUCGAACCAAGCAUCGUUCAAGAUGCCAUCGAGGGUGGUGAAGGCACCCCCAGCCCCAUGUUGUCCGUCACCGGUCUGGGCCUGAAAGAUCUUCAGCCCCAUAUCGAGCAGACCAACAAACACUUGCCUGAUAACUCCAAACUCUUCGUUUCCCUUCACAAUGGUCCCAAGGCCUUCAUCAUCACGGGACCACCCAAAUCUCUCUUCGGCCUCGUCACCAGCCUUCGUAAGAUCAAGGCGCCUUCCGGUGCCGACCAAAGCAAGAUCCCCUUCUCUCAACGCAAGCCCGUGUUCUCCACCCGUUUCUUGGUCGUCGGCGUCCCUUAUCACAGUGACUACUUGACUGGCUUGACUGACAAGGUCAUCUCUGAGGAUCUUGAGGACGAAGAGUUGUGGAAGGCCGAUGAUCUAAAGAUCCCUGUCUAUAACACCGAGGAUGGCACUGACUUGCGCGGUUCGGCCGCCUCCAUCACCCGCUCCCUCUUUGAACAAAUCUUCACCCUCCCGAUCCACUGGACCAAGGCUACGAACUUCCCUGAGACUGCCACCCACGUCAUCGACUUCGGUCCCGGAGGCGCCAGCGGUAUUGGUCCUUUGACUGCGAAGAACUUCGAGGGCCGCGGCAUUCGUGUCAUCGUCGCUGGCGUCAAGGGCAAGGGCGACGUCGAGCUCUUCAACGCUAGCGGCGUCAAGUACGAAGAUUGGUGGAGCAAGAAGUGGUCGCCCAGACUCGUCAAGAACAGCGAGGGCGAGCUCUUCCUCGACACCCCCUUCUCCCGUCUUCUCGGUAAACCCCCCAUCAUGGUCGCUGGUAUGACCCCCUCCACCGUCAAGGCAGGCUUCGUAUCUGCCGUCUUGGAUGCUGGCUACCACAUCGAACUCGCCGGUGGUGGUCACUACAACGCGAAAGCCCUUCGCUCCAAGGUUGCUGAAAUCCAGGAGAAGAUCCCUGCUGGCGUCGGUUUGACUCUCAACGCCCUCUACAUCAACCCCCGCCAGUUCACCUUCCAGUUCCCCCUCUGGCAAGAGAUGAGGAAGGAGGGCCUCCCCAUCGAGGGUUUCUGCGUCGCUGCCGGUAUCCCCACUACCGAGAAGGCCGUCGAGAUCAUCGACGGUCUUAAGAACGCCGGAAUCAAGCACGUCUCCUUCAAGCCUGGCUCCGUCGACGGUAUCCGUCAAGUCAUCAACAUCGCCGCUGCCAAUCCCGACUUCCCCAUCAUCAUGCAAUGGACUGGUGGGCGUGCCGGCGGUCACCACUCCUUUGAAGACUUCCAUCAACCCGUCCUCUCCACCUAUCGUGCCAUCCGUGAGCACCCCAACAUCAUCCUCGUCGGUGGAUCUGGCUUCGGAUCUGCUGAAGAUGUCUGGGAGUACUUGACUGGUGACUGGUCUGUGACGCGUUUCGGUGUCCAGCCCAUGCCGUUCGAUGGUUUCCUGUUCGCGAGUCGCGUCAUGGUCGCCAAGGAGGCCCACACGAGCUCUUCGGUCAAGGACCUCAUUGUCGCCGCGUCUGGUGUCGAUGACAGCCAGUGGGAAGGGACGUACACCAAACCCACUGGUGGUAUCUUGACUGUCCGAUCCGAGCUUGGUGAACCCAUCCACAAGGUUGCUACUCGUGGCGUGAAGUUGUGGAAGGAGUUCGACGAUACCGUCUUCAAGUUGCCAAAGGAGAAGCGCGUCGCUUGGUUGAAGGAGCGUCGGGACGAAGUUAUCGAGAAGUUGAACAGGGAUUUCGCUAAACCCUGGUUCGGAUGGAAGAAGGAUGGGUCAGUUGCGAAGGAUUUGAGUGACAUGACUUACGAGGAGACUGUGUUGAGGAUGGUUGCAUUGAUGUAUGUCAAGCACCAGAAGAGGUGGAUCGAUAUUUCGUUGCGAAACUUGACCGGCGAUUGGUUGCGACGUGUCGAGGAACGAUUCGCAAGUGCUGACGGCUUCGCCACCAAGCCUUCUCUGCUCCAAUCCUACACCUCCUUGGAUGAUCCAUUGCCCUUCGUCGAGGAGUUCUUCAAGAAGUACCCUCUUGCGGCGGAGCAAUUGCUGGCUGCUGAAGAUACCGCGUACUUCCUCGCCAUCUCGCAGCGUCCGGGUCAGAAACCCGCUCCCUUCAUUCCCGUUCUCGACGCUUCAUUUGAAGUAUGGUUCAAGAAGGACUCGCUCUGGGCGGCCGAAGACAUUGAUGCGGUAUUUGAUCAAGACCCUCAACGUGUGUGCAUUCUCCAAGGGCCCGUUGCGGUCAAGUGGUCAGUGAAGAAAGACGAGCCUGUCAAGGAGAUCCUCGGCAACGUCAACUCGUCUCUCAUCCAACGUUUGCUCGAGCGCAGCUACAAUGGCGAUGUCUCCUCUGUCCCCGUCGUCGACUACAUCGCCGCUGCUCCUAAGCAGCCAGCCCCUCUCACCGGAAUCACCCGCACCGCCACCAAGGAUACCAUCACCUACGAAUUUGGCAAAGUCACCCCUGACACCGAGGCCUGGUUAGAAACCCUUGCUGGUCCCGACCUUAAUUGGUUGCGAGCCCUCGUCACCUCGAAGACCAUCGUCCGUGGCUCGGCCUACGUUGACAACAACCUCCGUGCUCUCCUUACCCCUCGCCCUGGUCAGAAAGUUGUCGUCACUUAUGCCGACUCUACCCCUGUCUCCGUCGCCACCUACGGUGCUGCACGCUCUUACGGCUCUCACAUCCCUAGCUUCAAGGCUGUCGAAAUCAAGUAUGACCCCACCGUUCGCGUCAUCGACGUCACCCUCUUCGAAGAGCGCAAGGGCUCUUCCGUCCCUCUCCUGUUGAAGUUCCAGUACAAGCCUUCCCAGGGCUUCAACCCCAUCCACGAAAUCGCCGAAGACCGUAACACUCGCAUCAAGGAGUUUUACUGGAAACUUUGGUACGGCGAUGACCAGCAGCUCCCUGCUAUUGACAUCCAGGAGACCUUUACUGGUCCCGAGGUCGUCAUCAAGCAGGAGGAUGUUGAGCAAUUCUGCUCCGUCGUCGGCAACCAGAACGAGGCAUACAAGGGUGCCAGAUCCGCCUCUGUUCGUGCCCCCAUGGACUUCGCCAUUGUCACUGGCUGGCAGGCCAUCAUGAAGUCCAUCUUCCCUUCGGCAAUCGAUGGAGACCUCCUUCGUCUCGUUCACCUUUCGAACGGCUUCCGAAUGGUCGAUGGCGCCAAGCCACUGCGAGUUGGCGACGUUUGCAACGCCGAAGCGCGCAUCGUCUCCGUCGUCAACUCGAACGAAGGCAAGAUUGUCAAGGUCAAGGGAUACGUCCUCUCCAAGGGCCAGCGUGUAAUCGAGGUCGUUUCGUCUUUCCUCUACCGAGGUCGUUUCACCGACUUCGAGAACACCUUCGAGACCACCGAAGAGCCGGAAUACCUCGUCCCACUCGAAAGCGACGCUGCCGUUGGUGUUCUCCAGUCGAAGGAAUGGUUCGAAUGGGACAACGAACAUUCACCCUUGACCGCUGGCACUUCCCUCGUCUUCCGCGUCCAAUCCCACGUCACCUUCAAGGACAAGGCCACCUACCGCAACAUCGCUGUCACUGGCAACGUCUAUGUCCGCAAUCAGCUCAAGGUCCUCGUCAAGGUUGGCUCCGUCGAUUUCCACCAAGACGAUUGCUUGGGCAAUCCUGUCACUGCCUAUCUCCAACGCCACGGAACGCCUCAAGGUCUCACCGCUCCUCUUCCCAAUGAUGGCUAUACCCUCAACACUCCUGACGUCUCAACUGUCUUCACCGCUCCUCUCACCAACGAACCCUACUCUAAGGUUUCCGGCGAUUUCAACCCCAUCCAUAUCAAUCCCUACUUCUCCGACUUCGCUUCCUUGCCGGCUACCAUCACCCACGGAAUGUGGUCCAGCGCUGCCACUCGCCGCUUCGUCGAGACGGUCGUUGCCCAAGGCCAUCCUGAGCGGGUUAUUGCUUAUGAUGUCAGCUUCGUCGGUAUGGUUAACCCUGGUGAUGAGCUUUCUGUCAAGCUUCGUCACGUCGGCAUGAGAGACGGGAACAUUGUUGUCAACAUCGAGACCGUCAACUCGCAAGGCGAAAAGGUCCUCUUGGGCUCUGCUGAGGUUGCCCAGCCCACCACUGUCUACGUCUUCACUGGCCAGGGCUCUCAGGAGCCUGGAAUGGGUAUGGACCUUUACAACUCUUCCCCCGCUGCCCGCGCUGUGUGGGAAGGCGCCGACGCUCACUUGCGCGCUGUUUAUGGCUUCUCCAUCGUCGAGAUCGUCAAGGACAACCCAAAGGAGAAGACGAUCCACUUUGGUGGUAUCAAGGGUCAAGCCAUUCGUCAACGAUACAUGGAGAUGACUUACGAUACAAUGGACAAGGACGGCCAAGUCAAGACCCUCCCUCUCUUCGGUGACAUCAACAUUCGUACCGCCAAAUAUACCUUCAGCCAUCCCAACGGUCUUCUCUUCGCCACCCAGUUCGCUCAGAUUGCACUCGUCGUCACCGAGAAAGCUGCGUUCGAAGACAUGCGCGCGAAGGGCUUCGUUCAAAAGGAUUGCGCUUUCGCCGGUCACUCGCUCGGAGAAUACUCUGCUCUCGCUUCCAUCGCCGAUGUUCUCCACAUCUCUGCCCUCGUCGAUGUUGUCUUCUACCGUGGUAUCACUAUGCAGCGGGCUGUCGAACGUGACUCUCAGAACCGAUCCAACUAUGCUAUGUGCGCCGUCAACCCCAGCCGUAUCUCGCCUUCGUUCACCGACGCCGCUCUCCGCGAGGUCGUCGAAUCCAUCGCUACCAUCACGGACACCCUUCUUGAGAUCGUCAACUUCAACGUUGAGGGACAACAAUACGUCUGCGCCGGAGAACUCGUUUCCCUCCAAACCUUGACAAAUGUCCUCAACUUCCUCAAGGUCAAGAAGAUUGACUUCGUCAAGUUGACCGAGACAUUCACCGUUGACAAGGUCAAGGAGAUGUUGAGCGACAUCGUCAAGGAAUGCUACCAACGCGCCCUUGAGCAACAGAAGGCUCAGGGUGGCUACAUUAAGCUCGAGCGUGGCUUUGCCACCAUCCCUCUUCCUGGUAUCGAUGUGCCAUUCCACUCCCGGUACCUUUGGGCUGGUGUCCUGCCCUUCCGUGCAUACCUCUCGAAGAAGAUCAAUGCCGCCGAUCUCAACCCCGACAUGCUCGUCGGCAAAUACAUUCCCAAUCUUAUCGCUCGACCUUUCGAAGUUUCCCAAGAGUACGCUCAGAUCAUCUACGACCAGACCACCUCCCCCCGCCUCGAUAAGGUCCUGAAAAAAUGGGACCAAGAGAAGUGGGGCAGCCCUGAAAACCGCCAGAAACUCGCCUACAUCAUCCUCGUUGAACUCCUCGCCUACCAGUUCGCUUCCCCCGUCCGCUGGAUUGAAACCCAGGACCGUCUCUUCACUGAGUACAAGUUUGAACGCUUCAUUGAAAUCGGCCCCUCACCAACGCUCACCGGUAUGGCCACUCGUACGCUCAAGGCCAAGUACGAGACCGCAGAUGGCUCAGUCAGCCACACCCGUUCGAUCUUCUGCCAUUCCAAGAACCAGAAGGAGAUCUACUACCAGUUCGAAGACGAACCUGAGGCCCCACCUGCUGAAGAGGCCGCGCCAGAACCUUCCCCUGUCGCUGCACCUGCUGCUGCCGCUGCGCCCGUCCCAGCUGCCGCCCCCGCCCCCGCUUCUGCCGGACCAGUCGCCAGCGUGGAAGAUGAACCUAUCAAGGCCAUUGAGAUCCUUACCGUUAUCGUUGCCCAGAAACUCAAGAAGAAGGUCGACGAAGUUCCUCUAAGCAAGUCCAUCAAGGACCUCGUCGGUGGCAAGUCUACUUUGCAGAACGAGAUUCUUGGUGAUCUCCAGCAAGAGUUCUCAUCUGCCCCUGAGAAGGGUGAAGAACUCCCCCUCGAGGAGCUUGGCUCCGCUCUCGGUACUGGGUUCAGCGGCUCGCUCGGCAAGUACAGCACCGGCCUCAUCUCCCGUCUCGUCGGCGGCAAGAUGCCUGGCGGUUUCAAUGCGUCGGCGAUCAAGUCAUACCUCAACAAGGCUUGGGGAUUGGGUCCUUCUCGCUCCGACGGCGUCCUUCUCCUCGCCACCACCCUCGAGCCACCCAAGCGUCUUGCAUCGGAAGCCGAAGCUAAGGCUUGGUUGGAUAGCGUCGUCCCCGUCUAUGCUCAGCGUGCAGGAAUCUCCCUUUCUGCUCAGUCAAGCGGCGGUGCUGCUGGCGGCGGCGGAGGUGGGGCAGUCAUCAACAGUGAAGAAUUUAUCAAGUUCCAAGCCGAGCAAGAGAAGUUUGCCUUGCAACAGAUCGAGGUCUACAUGCGCUACCUUGGUCGUGAUUCCCGUGCUGGAGAACUCGCCUUCGAUGCUGAGAAGGCAAACGCGACCGCCUUGCAGGCCAAACUUGACAGCAUCACUCGCGAGCACGGCGACUUCUACAUCGACGGUAUCCAGCCUCGUUUCGACCCUCUCAAGGCCCGUCACUUUGAUUCCUCCUGGAACUGGGCUCGUCAAGAUGCUCUCAUCAUGUUCUAUGACAUCAUCCAUGGUCGUCUCCGCACCGUCGACCGAGAAAUCACUGCUCGCUGCAUCGCUCUCCUCAAUCGUGCUGAUGCAGAUAUGCUCAAGUACAUGCAGUAUUAUAUCGAUCGUGUAGAUCCUUCCAAAGGGCCCACCUACAAGCUCGCGAAGGAAUUCGGUCAGCAGCUUAUCGACAACGUCAAAGAGGUUCUUGGCAAGCCGCCGAUGUACAAAGAUGUUACCUUCCCUACCGCUCCUCACACCGAGGUCACGGCCAAGGGUGACAUCGUUUACUCGGAAGUCGUUCGUGAGAAUGUCCGUAAGCUCGAGGCUUAUGUCGAGGAGAUGGCCACUGCCGACAACGUCCCUGGCACCGUCAACAUCAACAAGGUCCAAGACGAUGUUCAGAAACUCUGGACUCUCGUCAAGGAUCUCCCCGAAAUCACCGACGACCAGAAGCAUCGCAUCAAGGACUUGUACGAAGGCGUCGUCCGAUCCCUGAACACAGAAUCCCACUCUCACUCUGCCCCUUCGCCCGCUCCUCGUAGCCGCCGAUCCUCAUCGCAAUUCCUUCGCCCUCAAGUAACCGGCGUUCGACCAGUGACCACGCUUGACUCUGACAAGGUCCCACUUCUUCAUCUCAAGCGUCGCGUCGGAAAUGCUUGGGAAUACAGCAACAACCUCACCGGCGUCUACCUGGACAUCCUCCACGAGAUCGCUACCUCGGGAACUACCUUCAAGGACAAGAACGCUCUCCUUACUGGCGUCGGAAAGGGGUCCAUUGGUAUUGAAAUCGUCAAGGGUCUCCUCGCCGGGGGUGCCCAUGUUGUCAUUACCACCUCCAGUUACAGCCGCAAGACCGUCGAGUACUACCAGGCUAUCUACCACUCCGUCGGCAGUCGCGGUUCUGCACUCACCGUUGUUCCCUUCAACCAAGCCUCUAAGCAAGACGUCGAAGCCCUCGUCGACUACAUCUACUCAACUCUCGGCCUGGAUCUUGACUACAUUCUUCCUUUCGCUGGCAUUCCCGAAAACGGUCGAGAAAUCGAUGGGCUCGACGAUCGUUCGGAAUUGGCCCAUCGUAUGAUGUUGGUCAACCUCCUUCGAAUUCUCGGUGCAGUCAAGAACAAGAAAGCAAGUCGCCAAUUCGUCACCCGUCCAACUCAAGUCAUCCUUCCCCUCUCCCCCAACCAUGGUCUCUUCGGCAACGACGGACUCUACUCGGAAUCCAAGAUCUCUCUUGAAACCCUCUUCCAGCGAUGGGCCUCGGAAAGCUGGGGCGAAUACCUCUGCUUGGCCGGAGCGGUUAUUGGAUGGACUCGUGGCACCGGUUUGAUGGGCCCAACUAACAUUGUUGCUCACGAGCUUGAGGGCUACGGCGUUCGAACCUUCUCUGCCAAAGAGAUGGCCUUCAACAUUCUCGGCCUCAUGCACCCGCUCCUAUUCAGCAUCACCCAGGUCGAGCCUAUCUGGGCCGACCUCAAUGGUGGAAUGGAUCGCCUUCCCGACCUCGCCGAGAUUACUGGACGCAUUCGCAACAAACUCAACCAGAAAGCCGACCUUCGCCGUGCCAUCGCCCGUGACAACUCCGCUGACUUCAAGAUCAUCCAAGGCGUCGAAGCCGAAAGGCUUCUGAAGUCCGUUGACGUUUUGCCCCGUGCCAACUUCCGCUUUGAAUUCCCUGAGCUCGGAGGCGUCGACUCGUUCAAGGACGUCGCCCAACUGCGUGGGCUUAUCGAUUUGGAGAAGGUGGUCGUUAUCACCGGCUAUGGAGAAGUUAGCCCUUGGGGUAGCGCUCGAACUCGUUGGGAGAUGGAAGCUCGCGGUGAAUUGACCAUCGAAGCCUGCAUUGAAAUGGCUUGGAUCAUGGGCUUCAUCAAGCACUUCAAUGGUCGACUUAAGGACGGAUCCCUCUACGUCGGUUGGGUGGACACCAAGACCAACGAGCCAAUUGACGACAAGGACGUGAAGGGGCGAUACGAGGCCGAGAUCAUUGCCCAUGCUGGUGUCCGUCUGAUUGAACCCGAGCUUUUCCGUGGGUACGACCCGAACAAGAAGGUUUUCAACCAAGAAAUCGAACUCAUCCACGACCUCGAGCCAAUUGAAGUUUCCGAAACUGAGGCGCAGAAAUUCAAGCUUCAGCACGGCGACAAGUGCGACAUCUGGGCUGGGGAGGGUGGCCAAUGGUUCGCCAAGUUCAAGAAGGGUGCCUGCGUCCUUGUCCCCAAGGCCUUCAAGUUCAGUCGCACUGUUGCGGGCCAGAUUCCAACCGGUUGGCACGCUGGGCGCUAUGGCAUUCCCGACGACAUUAUUGCUCAAACCGACCGAGCAACUCUUUGGGCCCUCGUCUGCACCGCCGAAGCUCUCAACGCUUCCGGUAUCACCGACCCAUAUGAGCUCUACAAGCACAUGCAUCCCUCCGAAGUCGGUACUGCAAUUGGUUCUGGAAUGGGAGGUGUCACCAGUAUGGCGAAGAUGUUCAAGGAUAGGCGCGAUGAGAAGGAAGUCCAGAACGACAUCUUGCAGGAGACUUUCAUUAACACCACUGCUGGAUGGAUUAACUUGUUGCUCUUGUCCUCAAGCGGUCCCGUUAAGAUUCCCGUCGGUGCUUGUGCCACGGCGUUGCAGUCGCUUGAGAUUGCUUCUGACACUAUCCUCUCCGGCAAGGCGAAGGUCAUGCUUGCUGGAGGGUUCGACGAUAUCAGCGAGGAAGGCUCGUACGAGUUCGCCAACAUGAAGGCCACCAGCAAUGCUGAGACGGAGUUCGCCAUGGGUCGUGAGCCUACCGAGAUGUCCCGUCCAGCUACUACCUCUCGUGCAGGGUUCAUGGAAUCUCAAGGUUGCGGCGUCCACGUCGUGAUGAGCGCUAAGACCGCCCUCGAGCUGGGAGCUCCUAUCCGUGGCAUACUCGCCUUCACUUCAACAUCAACCGACAAGGCCGGUCGCUCAGUCCCUGCUCCAGGCAAAGGCGCUCUCACUGUUGCCAGGGAGGUUGCACCGAAGUUCCCUCCUGUCAUCCUCGACCCCGCCUACCGGGCCCGUCAACUCGCUUUCCGUCGCAAGCAGAUCUCUCAAUGGCUCGAGUACGAGCAAUCGCAGUUGCAGGAAGAAGUCGCCUAUCGCAAGCAGAAGGGAGAAGAGGUCAACCAAGAGUACAUCGACACUCGCCUCGCUGGACUCGAAGAAGACGCUGCCCGACAGGAGAAGGGAGCCCUCGCCAUGUACGGUAUGCUGGAGGGAUAUGAUCCUGAGAUUGCUCCUUUGCGUCGUGCACUUGCUGUCUGGGGUCUUACUGCGGAUGACAUCGGGAUCCUCUCCAUCCACGGCACCAGCACCAAGGCCAACGAAGAGAAUGAGACUCGCAUUUGGAACGACGUCUUCACCACCAUCUCUCGCACCCCAGGCAACGCGGUUCCAGUUGUUGCUCAAAAGAGUUUGUUGGGCCACGCCAAGGGAGGAGCCGCUGCAUGGCAGAUGGGCGGCUUGUUGCAAAGUCUGCUUACUGGCAUCGUUCCAGGGAACCGAAACAGCGACAACAUCGAUUCCCAAUUCCAGGACCGCCAAUUCCUUAUGUUCCCUUCCAAGCCUAUCCACACUGAUGGUAUUCACGUUGGUGUCAUGUCUUCGUUCGGUUUCGGUCAAGUGGGCGGAACAGCUAUGGUCGUUCAUCCUCGCUACCUCCUUGGUGCAUUGGAGCCUUCCUACUACGAGGCCUACAAGUCGCGCAACCGCGCCCGAGCUCUUCAAUCCUACAAGGUCAUGAGCGAGAUGAUGAUCAACAACUCCCUCGUCAAAGUCAAGGAUCAUCCGCCCUACAUCGGCGACAUGGAGAGCAAGGUUCUUUUGAACUCCAUGGCCCGUGCCGAGUUUGACACGAAGACCGGCGAGUUCUCCUUCAAGAGGGUCACCAACGAGGUCCCCAGGGAUACUGCCAACGUGAAGACUUUGUCCAGCCUCGUGAGCAACAACGUCUGGAGCCAGUCACCUGCUGGGGUGGGCGUCGACCAAGAAUUGAUCUCGGCUGUGCCUUCUUCCAACCCUAACUUCGUUUCUCGCAACUUCACCGACGAAGAAAUUGCCUAUUGCCAAGCUCAACCUUCUCCACCGUCCUCGUUCGCCGCUCGCUGGGUUGGCAAGGAAGCUGUCUUCAAGUCCCUUGGAGUCAGGUCUCAGGGAGCCGCCGCCGCCAUGAAGGAUAUCGAGAUCGUCAACGAUUCCACCGGCGCUCCUACGGUUCGCUUGCAUGGGGAGGCUCGACGUCUGGCCGAAGCGAAGGGCAUCAAGAAGAUUUUGAUCUCUCUCUCGCAUUCUGACACUACUGCCGUCGCAUUCGCACAAGCAUCUUCUGCAUAAUUUGUCCUCGCUAGCAUUACUUUUUAUCAUGUCCCAAUCCGAAUAUUUUGUAUAACAUUGUUUAGAAAGUGGUUUAAAUGUUACUACG